AUGUCGAAUUCUGAACAGGUUAAACACACGAUCGAAACUCGUCCAACGAAACCAUUUACCGAUCAAAAACCUGGUACAAGUGGUUUGAGAAAACCAACGAAAACAUUCAUAGAAAAUCAAUAUUUCGAAAACUUCAUUCAAGCCUAUUUCGAUGAUUUAAACGAAACAAACAAAGAUAAACAAGCAACAUUAGUCGUUGGUGGUGAUGGAAGACAUUUCGUUCGUGAAGGAACAAGAAUUAUCAUUCAAAUGGCUGCAGCGAAUAAUGUUAAAAAAUUAUUCGUCGCUCGUGAUGGAUUGAUGUCAACACCAUCAGUUUCGUGUGUUAUUCGAAAACGUAAUACUGACGGUGGAAUUGUCUUAACAGCAAGUCAUAAUCCCGGUGGAAUUGAUAAUGAUUUCGGUGUAAAAUUCAAUAUUUCAAACGGAGGUCCUGCCCCGGAAGCAGUAACUAAUAGUGUUUAUGAUAAAACACGUCAAUUGACAAAUAUUCGUCUUUGUCCAACAUUGGUUAAUAUCGAUUUAUUAACACUUGGUAAACAUACGUAUGAAAUUGAAGGUCGUUCAACACCAUUUGAAAUUGAAAUUAUCGACUCGGUCGAUGAUUAUGUUCAAUUAAUGAAAUCGAUAUUCGACUUUGAUAAAAUUCAUAAUUUACUCGUUGGAGAUAAAGGAAAAUUUCCGAUAAUGAUCAAUGCUUUGUCUGGUGUGAUGGGUCCGUAUGUUUUACGAAUCUUUCAUGAGGAAUUGAAAGCAAAAGAUGCAGUGACAGUAAAAAAUUGUAAAAAUCUCGAAGAUUUUGGUGGACAUCAUCCUGAUCCAAAUUUAACUUAUGCACACGAAUUAGUCGAAGAUAUGAAACAUGGAGAUUUCGAAUUUGGUGCUGCUUUUGAUGGCGAUGGAGAUCGUAAUAUGAUUUUGGGUAAAAGCGGAUUUUUUGUUACGCCUUGCGAUUCUUUGGCUGUUCUUGCUGCCAAUCUGGAUUGUAUUCCAUAUUUCAAAAAACAUGGUGUUCAUGGAUAUGCUCGAAGUAUGCCAACAUCAGGUGCUGUUGAUCGUGUUGCUGCGAAAAAUCAAAAGUCACUCUAUGAAGUUCCAACUGGAUGGAAAUUCUUUGGAAAUCUAAUGGAUUCGAAAUUAAUUUCAAUCUGUGGUGAAGAAUCAUUCGGAACUGGAUCCGAUCAUAUUCGAGAAAAAGAUGGUAUGUGGGCUGUACUUUCAUGGUUAUCUGUUUUGGCCAAUGUUGAUCGAUCGGUUGAGAAGAUUCUUCAUGCACAUUGGACGACAUUCGGAAGAAACUUUUUCACACGUUAUGAUUACGAAGAAAUCGAUGGUCCAGGACCAUUCGCAAUGUUGAAACGUUUGGAAGGCAUGUGUAUGGCAAAUGAAUUAUUAAACAAAACAUUUGUCACACCUUAUGGAAAUAAAGAAUAUACUGUAACUUUAAUGGAUGAUUUUCAUUAUACGGAUCCAGUUGAUGGAAGUUACACAGAAAAACAAGGAAUACGAAUUGUUUUUACUGAUGGCUCGAGACUUGUAUUCCGUCUGAGUGGAACGGGCGCACGUGGUGCAACUGUUCGUCUUUAUGCUGAUUCAUAUGAAAAUGAUCCUUCAACUUAUACCAAAGAUGCCCAAGAAAUGCUUCGCCCAUUGGUUUCAUUAGCGUUAGAAAUUGCUCAAUUGAAAGAUUUCACCGGACGCGACAAACCCACUGUGAUCACAUAA
Messenger RNA from Adineta ricciae, 1725 nucleotides. The record is from the annotation of a GenBank genome assembly. NCBI's taxonomy places the organism in Eukaryota, Metazoa, Rotifera, Eurotatoria, Adinetida, Adinetidae.